Molecule: messenger RNA, 632 nt
Organism: Monoraphidium neglectum
Lineage: Eukaryota; Viridiplantae; Chlorophyta; Chlorophyceae; Sphaeropleales; Selenastraceae
Exons: 6
Biological process (GO): lipid metabolic process
Source: RefSeq, a predicted model, not a curated record
AUGACGACGCUCGUGAGGGAUACGUACCCCCGCAGGACGAACCUCGGAGCCGACGGCGACGGGGCCGACUUCCAGUGCCGCCUGACCGCGAAAUGGAAGGCGGUGGGCGCGGAGCAGGUCCGGUUUGUCGACACGCCGCGAUCCUUCAUAGUGCUCAUCAAGGCCGGCAACAAUGUGUUCAUCAAUUAUCGGGGCACGUGGACCGACCUUCAGACCCUGAACAACGGCCUCUUCUUGCCCCAGAUCCGCUUCUUUGCCCUCCCCGGCUUCGUCCGCGUCCACCCCGGCUGGCACCUUUCUUUCCUCGAGAGCUUCGACCAGGUCGUUUCAAUCCUCACCAACAACUUCUCGUGCACGGGCGCAUGCCAGAUCACGCUCGUUGGCCACUCGCGAGGCGCCGCGCUCGCGAACUACGCGGCCGCGACGCUCUCCAACUCCUACGCCAACCUCGGAAGUGUGACGGGCGUCUACACGUACGGCGGCGUCAGGCCCGGCAACUCGGCGUACCAGAACGCCUGGAACCGGAAGUUCAAGACGAUCACCUACAAUUGGUGGAACCGCCUGGACUGGGUGCCCAACCAGCCAUUCAUCUUCUACAGGCAGUCGCCGCGCCUCAAGAUGGGAAACAGCAC